Molecule: messenger RNA, 2313 nt
Organism: Chiloscyllium plagiosum (whitespotted bambooshark)
Lineage: Eukaryota; Metazoa; Chordata; Chondrichthyes; Orectolobiformes; Hemiscylliidae
Product: protein Wnt-7b-like
Biological process (GO): neuron differentiation; cell fate commitment; multicellular organism development
Cellular component (GO): extracellular region
Molecular function (GO): frizzled binding; cytokine activity
Source: RefSeq, a predicted model, not a curated record
AGAGAGAAAGAGAGAGAGAGAAACUAUUGAACGUCUCAGAAGUACCGAGCAAUGGGAAGGCUGCAAUUAAUCAGACUCCAGCUUCAGAACGGAGAUUUCAAAGCACCUCCCUCUCUACCUGAGGAACUAAUCUGUUAAUCUGAUUAUUGGUUAACUCUGAGGUGAGGCUUUCUUUCUAACUGUGACAAAUGUUUUGCUUUUGCUCUCUCUGGUCAACGUGGAGGCAGGUAAAAGCUCCAAAAGUAUUUGCACAAUGAAAGCUUGACUCGUUUUUCUCUCUCUCUCUCUCUCUGUGUCGAGGUAAAGCAAUUCUGAAGAAAUCUGCGAAAGAGAAAUUUGUAUCAGAACUUCCUCCUCCUGUUUGCUGUCAGUGAUCUUGAACUGGUCGGUGUUUCGUUCAGCAAAACCUUGAAGGAAAAGAUAUUUCUUUCUUUCUCCUCUGACUAUUUGGAGGACUCCUUUUUUUCCCUUGGGGGUAAAAAAAAACCAGAUUCCUCCCACAGAAAUCAGGAAGAGAAACUGGUUUCUGUGCAGUGUGUGCGUUCUCUACCCCAAGUUCAGACAUGCACCUGCAGAAGACAGUGGAAAUCAGAAAUGCCAGUGCUACCUGCCUCGACUGCCUAAGCUUGGAUUGGAAAACCUUCUAACUAGUGCCAGGGAAUCUUUGCGACCUGCCAAGACUCCUUGACAGCGCCCAGGAGGCUGAGAGAGUUUCUUCAUCGGCUCUGGAAUUGUUUGAACCCUGCACCUCUCCUAGUUGGAAAGAAGAGGGGAGAAUCUAUGCUUGCAUGAAGGCUCAGUCAGUCUGUGAUCUGGUUCACGUCUACACACACAGCUCCCUGCAAACAUCCAUGCAGGGAUCGACAGCAUGGAGUUGAGGCUGAAUCCAGGAAUGUACAACACUCUCCUCUGCAUUGGGAUGGUCUAUUUAGGAGCUGGUGGUUUCCCGUCAGUGGUGGCUCUGGGUGCCAGCAUCAUUUGUAAUAAGAUGCCUGGCCUAGCCCCACGCCAGCGAGCCCUCUGCCAGAGUCGCCCAGAUGCCAUGAUUGUGAUUGGAGAGGGAGCACAGAUGGGGCUCGAUGAGUGUCAGCACCAGUUCAGGUACAACCGCUGGAACUGCACUUCGCUGGGCGAGAAGACAGUCUUCGGACAUGAGAUGAAAAUAGGCAGUAAAGAGACAGCCUUUGCGUACAGCAUCAUGGCGGCGGGAGUGGCCCACGCGGUCACACAGGCCUGUAGCCAGGGCAACCUGUCGGACUGUGGCUGUGACCGGGCCAAGCACGGUUACUACGACCAAGAGAAGGGGUGGAAAUGGGGCGGCUGCUCGGCUGACAUUGAGCAUGGCAUCGCCUUCUCCCGCCGCUUCCUCAAUGCCCGUGAGGUGAAGCGGCAUGCCCGAAGGCUCAUGAACCUGCACAACAAUGAGGUGGGAAGGAAGGUUUUGAAGGACCGCAUGCGAAUGGAGUGCAAGUGCCACGGGGUUUCGGGGUCGUGCACCAUCAAGACAUGUUGGGUGACCCUGCCCGCAUUCCGGGAGGUGGGCUUUGCCCUGAAGGACAAGUACGGGCAGGCAGUGCAGGUGGAGCCCAUGCUGGCAGGCCGGGGACACCAGCCCACCUUCCUGAAGGUACGGAUGACGCCCCACCUCAAGCCACUACCCACCGACCUGGUCUACAUUGACCGCUCGCCCGACUACUGUGAGAAGAACCCGGCCACAGGCAGCAUAGGUACACAGGGACGUCGCUGUGAGCGAGCUGGCACAGAGAAACCAGGCAGCUGUGAGGUCCUCUGCUGUGGGCGUGGGUACAGCACUUUCCAGUAUACCCGUACCUGGCAGUGUAACUGUAAGUUCCACUGGUGCUGUCAGGUCAUGUGCAGCCAGUGCAGUGAGAGGACUCAUGCCUACACCUGCAACUGAGGGACAGGGAUGACCAGGAGCAAUGGGAUCUCUCUUCUCCCAGGGAACCACAGAGUGGCUCACAAUUGCAGGACCCUUAUGAUUUCAUCCUGCCUUGGGCUGACAACCUCCUUUCCAGGUUAAGCACAGCCUUAUAAUGAGGUGCCGUCAGUUCGGAAUUGUAUAAAAGGAGUGUUUUGUUGCUGGUAUCAUUCCGCUGUUAAAAUUCAGCAACUGGGCUUUGAUUGUCUGUAAGUGCGAUUGGUCUCUGACUGCCCUCAAGUUACCUCUUUGUCAUGACAGAGGCUCUUGGGAGAGGAGACCAGGAUUCUGUCUGCACUAGGAUUCUGGACUGACCAUUCUGCUUUGGGUGAAAGCGAGGUCAGGCAGCAUCUGAGGAGCAGGAAAAGUGACGU